Molecule: messenger RNA, 1737 nt
Organism: Paramecium tetraurelia
Lineage: Eukaryota; Ciliophora; Oligohymenophorea; Peniculida; Parameciidae
Exons: 3
Source: RefSeq, a predicted model, not a curated record
AUGCUUGUUUUGUUUUUAUUAAUUUCGAUCAAUACAACUCUAGGGGAGCUUUUAAUCAAAGAAAAUCAAGAAUCUACAGAAUCUUUCAAAAUCCAUUUUGGCGAACCAAAGAUAGUACUAAAUAUCCCUGAAGCUGAGGAUGCUGUUUUGGAAAGUUUUGAAAAAUUGAGUUUUUGUGAAGUAAAAUAAUAAACUGUUUAAACACAAACCUAAUAAUUUACCAUACUUAAGUCUGAUGAAUUUAAAGAUUAUGAAUUCGAGAAUGAUACUCCAUUAAAUUUUAGAUAGUUCAUUGGGAUGGUGCAUGUUAAUGAUGGAAUGAUUGCCAUUACUUCUGAUUCGGUAGCAUACUUAUUGAAAUUCAAUUAUGAUAAAGUAAUGAAUCAACAUGGUUUCGCGACGUAUGGAAAUGGCGGUGACUUUGCAGGUGUUAUUUGGAAGGCAAAUUUAUAGGAGAUUCUCUAAUCUGCUGAAGCAAAAUAAGAAUUGCCUUAGCUAGUUUAUUCAAAAACAAGGAAUCUUGCUUUCAUUUUGUUCACUGACACUGCUCAUUAUUUUAAUGUUUCGGAAAUGGAAACUAAUUAAAAUUAGCUUUCUAUAUAUCAAGUUUCCACUUUUAUAAGAAGAGAAGAAAGAGGACUAACAAAAGAAGUGGAAGGACAUCUAUUUUCAGCAGUAGGAAAGGCAGGCUUAGAUAUCUAUAGAAUUCUAGAGGAAUUAGUUGAAUAUCGAACAACUAUCACUUUCAAAGAUUUAGGUUUAUUUAAUCAUGAAUUGGAGUUAGCAGACUUUGCUGUCAUAUAAGUUGAAGAGAGAAAAUAUUAAUUGUAUUUGCUAGAUGCAAAAUUAGGUUUAGUUUUGGCCUAUAUGACUAUCAAUUAAGAUAAAAUAACUUUUGAAAGAGUGAUUGAUGUUGAACCAAUACCAAAUGGCAUAGCAGUUGAUACAAAAAAUGGAAAAAAUGUAUUCGCUGCUUUUGAGGAUAACGGGAUUCACUUUUAUAUUGAGUAUUUUGUGAGCUUUACAGAUAAAAGCUAUUCUAUUAUCACAAAAAGAUAUAGUAAUUAUAGAAUAUUAGAUGUUGAUGCAACAGAUGAAUUUGCAAUUAUAAGUGGUGUCAACAAUCACUAAAUAGUAUUUUAAAACGGUUAUGAUUUUAUCGCUCCUCACAAAGAGUUUAUAAGAUUUUCUUAAAUAGGCAUGAGAGAUUUUGAAUUUUUUAAAUAUUCUUAUUCAUAAGAUGAACUCAAAAAUGCUGCCAAAUCUGAUGAAUACUAAUAUGAUGAUUUCUUUUUUGGAGUUACUGCCACAAAUGCAUUUUUAACCAAAUUUAAGUUUGUUCCUGCUAGAGUAGUAUGUUUCACUGAUAAUAGUAAUUAUCUCUUAAUAUUUGUAGAAUAACUAUAAAAUGCAAAGUAAUUUUAUAGAUUACAAUUUAAUCAAUCAUAUGUUACAAAUAAUAUAGUAGCAUAAGAUAAAGUAAUUAGAACAACGAAACACUUUUCAGUCGAAGUCGUAACAACAUUUUUAUUUGAAUAGCAGAUUAACUUUAUUUAUUUAAUUCUAAUAAUUUUAGGAUUCGUGUCAUUUUUCUCUGUAAGUGCAAUUUGUUAUAAAUUUUAAUAAUUUAGGAAGGAGGAAAUAAGACUAGAUACCGAAAUAGAAAAUCAGUAAAAAUCGAAUGAAUCUCAUAAUCAAAUUAAAUUUGACGAAAGCCAAGUUAUUUAAGCUCCGUGA